Molecule: messenger RNA, 909 nt
Organism: Besnoitia besnoiti
Lineage: Eukaryota; Apicomplexa; Conoidasida; Eucoccidiorida; Sarcocystidae
Exons: 1
Coding region: 1-909 (302 amino acids)
Source: RefSeq, a predicted model, not a curated record
AUGGGGGCCACUCGAUGUUGGACCCGCUGGGUGUGGGUCGUGGUGGCCUUGGCGUCCUCGAUGUAUUUGCUAUCGCCGGAGAGCCUCCAGGCGAGACUCGUGGCCGCCGACAAAGCCGCUGCGGCACGCAAGGGGGCGGCGAGUCGCGAGGCGGCCACGGCUGCACCGGCACGCGGACCCUCCAGGGUCGCAGCUGCCAAGAAAGAGGCGCUCGCAGGGCCGCCCUUCUGGCAGAAACUCAAGCACAGAGUUCGGCGGUUCGCGGUGCCUCUCGGGAUAGCGGCUUUCAUGGCCACCGUUCUCACCGCAGGCUGGUAUUUUUACUUCGCACGGCGCCGGGGCCCCAGCAGAGAACCAGCGUCGCCGCCGCCCCAUUCCCCUACCCCUUCGGAGCAGGCCGUGGACUUUGACCAGCUCAUUCGCAUAUUGACGGAAGGCCGGAGCGGGAGAGGCUCCUCGCAGGGUGGCAGCCCAGAACACUGGUUACUGCCACUCACGGCGUUCAGCGACGAUGGAGGUGACACGGGGCCGCCUGGCGAAACCCACCCAGAAGCGGGUGAGGCGCCUGAAAGUCCGCCGUCGCCCCCCGCGCCCCCUUCAGUGCCCGGAGAGCAACCCGGGGCGUGGCCGUCGCCUCUGCCCGGCGCAGACCCCACCUUACGGGCAGCCGCCGUGGGUUCGGCAGACACCGGUGGCCCAGAUGACGGAGAGCGUAGUGCGUCGCCUGGCCCUCCGACACCGCCACACCCCAGUGUCCCCGGUGGCUACCCCUUGGGGCUGCGCAGAGAAGCAUCCAGCGAGGAAGUCCCCCAACCUAGGGGUGACACGAGCAGCCGCUCAUCAGCGAGCGCCAGUGACUCCGGAAAUGACGAAGGCGACUCCAACGAUGGCAGCCAUCACACGCCCUAG